CCCCUUCAUUAUCCGCGUCCCUGUGAAGACAUCCCCUAAAGCCCAGCCGAGUGAUUAUCCCCGGGAAGGCUGCCUUGGGGAGGUGGGGAUGCGAAACACCCUAGAUGCUGGGUAAUGCGAUGGGGAAAUCGAUGAUUUAAGAACAAAGCAAAAAAACCGGCGUUUAUCUACUGCCGCUCGGAGGGUUCAUGUUAAAAUUUCUUAGUGUUUGCUCUCAAAGGUAUUGUGCGUUGCCUUGGAGGCUGAGAUGUGGGAACAGACAGAUCCUUUGUUCUGAGGCUCACUCAUCUCCUGAGCCCCGAGCCAUCUCCCAGCCUCAGACGGCUCUGCGGGCUGCAUCUGUGCAGCCUGGCAGCGGCGGGGCUGCGCUGUGACAUUUUCACAGCCCUUCUUGCAGAGGCAUGUGUGCUAGGGAUGCCGAAAUGCCGAGAGCGCCGGCAGGACUAGCUUCCGGGCCGCGCUUUGUGUGCUGGGCUGCAGUGUGGUGCGGGCGAGGAUGCUGGUAGGGCGGUUGUCGCAAGCUCCAUCUGCAGCCUCCGUCUACGUGAGAGGACUAGAAAGCGGGCGCAGGACCAGGCCUGCGUUCUUUGCAGAGAGGCCGUGGCUACAAAAUGGAAGUGCUUUUGCGACCUGGGCUCCAUUUUAGGAAUUCUUGCCCGAUUUUAACCACUUGAACGCGGAAGUGGCUUUUCUAUUCUCUUCCAAGCCAGCCUUUAAUUUUAAACGCUGUAAUUAACAGUUCGCGGGGGUCAAUUUCCUUUAUUCCGGAACAUUCCACUUUGAGAAGGAUCUGUCCUCUUUGGUCCCCUGCGUUUUGAAAUAUUUGAGGAAAGGUGUCGCCUCUUUUUCUGUGGAAAGAGGAAGCUCAUGAGCGCGGAAUAGCAGCGGACGGAGGGCGAGAAGGGCUUUCUCAGGUUGCGGGUCGGAGGGCAGAAGCACAGUUCCCACUCCAGAGACCCGGACAGGUGGCUGUUUCUCACGCUCACUUUGGAUUGCUCCCUACGGCUUCCUCCGCAGCCAUGUCUGACAAACCUUGUAUGGCUGAGAUCGAGAAAUUCGAUAAGCCGAAACUGAAGAAGACAGAAACGCAAGAGAAGAAUCCAUUGUCUUCCAAAGAAACUAUCGAACAGGAGAAGCAAGCAGGUGAAUCUUAAACAGGCGUGUGCCACCAAUAUCUACUGUACAUUCUACAAGCAUUGCUUUCUUAUUUUACUUCUUUUACUUGUUUAACUUGGUUAGAUGCAAACACGUUGGAUGAGUUUGAAAGGACCGUGCUGCCCUUUUGACAUCAAAGACCUGCUGACAAUGGAGGCCACGCCUGCUUCUCCCAUCGCCUGUCCGUCUGGCAGGGAAGGAAAAUAGCUUGAAUGUUGGUGAAAGACUUAGCGGAGUGGGAGGGCAGUGAAAUCUAGAGUAAAACCAAGUUGGACCAAGUGUCCUGCAGAAUCUAAAAUGAAGUUUAAUCAGAGUGCCAUUUUUGUUGUUGUCUGAAAGAUUUUAAUUUUUGGAAUGCACAGUUUUUAUUUUAAAAAGACAUUUUUAAACCACUGCUUGUGAGAUUGCUUGUUGAUUGGAAAGAGUGUUUUAUUCACCAUUUAAACCUUUGCAAAGUGGCGUGCCCCUUGGCCUCACAGGCAAAGAAUAACUUAAAAGCUGGCGAUUUGAAUAAAUUAUGUUACAGUAUGAAAUAUGUUUUACCUAGAUAUGUAAAAUACUUUCUUUAUUCUAGCUAAUUGGGAGAUUUUUUUUGGCUAAUUGAGAUUAACUUUAGAUUAUGUUUUCAAAACUGGCUUAUACUGUAAUCUAAAACUAAUAAGCACUAAUUUAGAGUUCAGCUAUAUUGUUGCAUGUAGUGAGAAGGGACUUAAUUACAAACUUAAGACAUAAGUGUGCAAUAAAGUAAGCUAAGAAGAAAAUAUGCUUCUAA
Gorilla gorilla gorilla (western lowland gorilla) is the source of this 1927-nucleotide messenger RNA. RefSeq names its product thymosin beta-4, Y-chromosomal-like. The coding region runs from base 1020 to 1154 and encodes 44 amino acids. Gene Ontology annotation, cellular component: cytoplasm. The transcript is spliced from 2 exons. Lineage: Eukaryota; Metazoa; Chordata; Mammalia; Primates; Hominidae. Gene Ontology annotation, biological process: regulation of cell migration; actin filament organization. Gene Ontology annotation, molecular function: actin monomer binding. The record is from RefSeq and is a predicted model, not a curated record.